Lindgomyces ingoldianus is the source of this 2955-nucleotide messenger RNA. RefSeq lists its product as uncharacterized. The transcript is spliced from 30 exons. Bases 1 to 2955 code for a protein of 984 amino acids. NCBI's taxonomy places the organism in Eukaryota, Fungi, Ascomycota, Dothideomycetes, Pleosporales, Lindgomycetaceae. The record is from RefSeq and is a predicted model, not a curated record.
AUGGCAAGGGCAGUGAGGGCUAUGGCAAUGGCUAAGGGGAUAUAUUACAUUAUAUUUCCAAGAGAAGGGGACGUAUUCGUGGUGAAACUGAGUGAUUUCGGUUCCCCUACGCUAGAUGUGAAUUUUCAUUCAAAUGACCAGAAAUAUAUUAAUAUAGCAGGGAUGUUUCUUGACGGGGAAACCCCUUUCGAGUUUUCCAAGAAAGAGUUUAAAAGAUUGUUCAAUACUCUAGGGAACGGCACAGACAGAGUGGGUGAUAUCAUGGAACUGAAGCUAAAUGAUUUAGUCCAGUGUGCUGCGAGAACCGGGGCAUCUGAAAAUCAACGCAAGGGAGAGUACCCGCUAGCUAAAGUGUUUGAUCACUGUUUGCAGGCUGACCAUACAAUUCGAAGCUUGAAAAGGCCUUUUUACAUGGAUAUUGGGGCGAGAAUAGUUCAUAUGAAUUCGACCUUACAUUAUCUAGGCGAUUCAUCUAUCAUUCAGUACGAACAAAUUAUCCGUAUUCAUAAUAAGAUUCCGAUUUUAUCCUCCUCAUCUGCAACAGCAGUUCCUCAUGGAUAUGGAUCAACUCUCUUGUUCGAUGUCGUUUCUGGAGGAAAAGGAGGCAAAUAUCCGUGUAACCGUUCUUGCUGCAUUAAAAUCGUUGAGUUUGGUGCUUCGAUGAACAAUCUCCGCUUCAUUCGUACCCAUUCUUAUGAUAAUGAGCCUAGCUCCAGUUCUCCCACCAUAGAUGUUACAGCCUACCCAUGCUCUGUUGAAAUGAAGGAAGACCCACCAGUGCAGAUCUUAGUGUGGGGUACGGCACAUCCCAAGUCACAUGGAAACCCAUAUACAAGUAGCGUUAUCACCAAGCACUGCGAAUUCAAAAUUGAUUUUUUUGGAGGCAUUAAACAUCUUGAAAUAUGGUCAAACUUUGACAAGCUGGCGACGCAACGUGGCAAACUCAUGACCUUUGAAUUGGAGGAUGAAGCCCUAGUUCGGAUGCUUAUAAUGGACAACGUUAAGACUCAACACCGAUGUUUUGGCAUUACACGUCGCUUGUGGCAAAGGGAAUGGCUAGCCUUGCCCACACGCGAAUCAACAAGGGUGCCAAUGGAAACUCAUGAUGUGAUACUCGGGUCCGUGAAACAGACGAUGAGAAACAAACACUGCACCAUUUCUUCUCUCUUUUUAAGAAAAGAGGAUAACCCAUACCUCUUUCUAGCCACCUUCCGAGCACGGUUGAAGGAACUUCUCCUGAGCUUGUCUUUAGUAGUGGAACUCCACUCCAUCGAGGAAACUUUCUGGAACUCUCCUUGGACCCUAUGGCAGGAACAUAUCGUAGUCACUACUCUUGGCUUUACGGCCGAGGUUUACAUUACCACAGACCAAACCUUCGAUUAUUCAAAUUUGCCAUCAAUGGCGCUCGGCCUUUGGACCUGUUCAACAUCCAUAGCGUUCAUUGACAUGAGAAUGCAAGGAGAUUCAUCAAAUCAUCGAUUGGAUUUGGAGAACAUGUUUAUAGCUUUCAUUUUCGUUGGCAAAAAUGAGAUUAUAAAGGCUCUGCAUGAAAAAGGCGCUUCAGGUUACGUGAAAGCACUCGAUUGGGAAUUUGGCGGAAAACGCGCCUUCACGAAGGCAAUCGAAUCUAGCCUCAAGCAAUAUUCUCUUCACUUAGACGGGACUCGCUGCGGCCAAGCUGUAGGGAUUCUAGGUAGCCCAAGAUUUUGUCAGUCGGCCUUUCAUCUCCUCGCCAGAGACCUCUUAGAGCGUUUCCUCGAGCAAGAUAUCAACAAGAGGCUUCUCCAUUUGCAAGGUGACUUGAAUCCAGCGCUUCAUCUUGCAACGAAGUCACAACAUGGAAACUACCGAGUCACUGGUGAUAGUGGGAGUAAACCCAAACACCGAAAACUACGACUAGAAGAAUUAGCGAAAGCGCUAUUCUCAUCAAAAACCAAAGAUCUAAUCGCUUUGAUGAAUGCAUGCUACAUGGCGUUGGUUGGUAUCUUGGAAGAACUUCGAGAUCAACUGAUUGAUUUAUCCGAUCUGACGAGUUUUUGCGCGUGGAGAACCCUUGGACAACACUUAUGCGUAACGAAUUUCGGGCUUCGAGUACGCUCUAACUCCAACGCCCCUUGGUUUGUUGAUGCUGCUACUCUCAAGCCUUAUAAAGUCGUUGGAUCACUAAGCGCAAAAGUGACCCGUGGGACUUCUGAAAUCGGAUAUCAAAAGUGUUCAUCUAUGAAGCUUCAGAGCGGUGACUUAACCCUGGGGAAGGAUACUGGGUUAGGCUUCGAAGACCAGCGGAAAGCCGCUACAUCGCGCUUCAAAAAUAUAAGGCCUGGAUACCGGGACAUUGGCGGCAGCUACGGAUUCGACGGAGGAAGUAAUCCAUACUAUUACAGAUAUCGCGGAUCCGGUGCAUUUUGGAGUGGCCUCGAUACUCGCCCAUUCGAAGCAAUGACGGUAAUCGAAAGUGAGCGAGAAGUUAUGCCUCCGAAUCCCGCCUAUGAUGAGAAUGCCAGCGGACCCAGCCUGUCUGAACUAUACUUAGCGGGAGAAUUCAAAGGCCCAAUUCUAAAGAAUACGGUAGUGGACCUCUUCAGGUUUGGCCGUGAAAAUUUCACUGACUUUCUCUCGAAAGAAACCACCGGUUCUCGUAUUCCUAGCUCAGUCAAUACAGUUUCGCUAGGGUUAGUUGAAUGCACAAUAUAUCGGCGUACUAAGAAUGCCAUUCUUGUAGGAGGAACAAAGAUCCACCUUGCAUCACCGUCCCCACCACACGCUGAACGCAAGAACAAGGGGGCAAUCGAGCAGCUAGGCAGUCUAUCAGCUAAGAGUGAGGCGAAUAAGAGGAUGUACAUGUGUCUCGAGUUACUAGUGUAUAGUUUCUUUGGCAGCAAAGGCCGGGGAAAAGGCGCAUCUUGCACUCCAGUACAUGAGGCUUGCUGGCCUAAGCGAGGCGAAAGGUUGUAA